UUGAAAAAAUAGAAAAUAUUAUUAAAAUAUAACUCUUCACUCGUUUAUAUGGUCACUAGAACACUACAAGAGAAAAGAAAGAGAAAGUCAUGGAAGAUUUCGAAAGAGAAAAAGCACUACAAGCUUUUGAUGAAACAAAACUUGGUGUUAAAGGACUUGUUGAUGCAGGUAUCACCAAGGUCCCUCGUAUCUUCUAUCAUCCACCUGAUAACACCAAAAUUGCAUCAGAUUCGGAUGAUACAAAAAACUUUGCUAUUCCUGUCAUAGAUCUUGCUAACAUUCACCAAGAUCCAUGCGCACGCAAAAUAGUUGUUGAAAGUAUUAGAGAUGCAUCAGAGACACUUGGCUUUUUUCAGAUCGUAAAUCAUGGCAUCCCAGUCAGUACUUUGAAGGAAAUGAAAGAUGGAGUGAUACGAUUUUUUGAGCAAGAUAGUGAGUUUAAGAAGAAAUUUUACACUCGUGAACAAAAAAAUUCCUUUAUAUAUACAAGUAAUUUUACUCUAUAUACCUCAGAAUCAGCUGCUUGGAAAGAUUCUUUCCUUUGUAACAUGGCUCCUAAUCCCCCUCAGAGAGAAGACCUGCCAGCUGUAUGCAGUGAUAUACUGUUGGAAUACUUGAACCAAAUAAUGAAACUAGGAACUUUAUUGCUGGAGUUACUUUCAGAAGCUCUUGGACUAAAUUCAAGCUAUUUAAAUGAUAUUGGUUGUGCUGAGGGGUUAUUUGCUUUAGGCAAUUACUAUCCACCAUGUCCUGAACCAGAAUUAACUUUGGGAACUCCAAAACAUGCUGACGUUGAUUUCAUCACUGUGCUUCAACAAGAUCAUAUAGGUGGCCUCCAAGUUCUUCAUGAGAACAUGUGGAUUGAUAUACCUCCACAACCUGAGGCUCUAGUUAUUAAUAUUGGUGAUUUUCUGCAGCUUAUCUCAAAUGACAAAUUCAAAAGUGGUGAGCACAGAGUAUUGGCAAAUCGUGUAGGUCCAAGAAUCUCUAUUGCAUGUUUCUUUAGUACUCGUCAUCAUCCAUCUACAAGGAUUUACGGUCCCAUCGAGGAACUUUUGUCCAAAGACAAUCCUGCAAAAUAUAGAGCAACUUCAAUUUCAGAUUUUGCAAUUCAGUACACAACAAAACGUAUGAAAGGUGCUUCUCCUCUGUUGAAUUUCAGAAUUUAAUUAGCACAAAUCAAGUGAAAGUGAUUAUGUAACCUUAUACUUUCGGUGUAUAAUGAUUCAAAUUCUGGAACUUUUACUGGCUAAUUAGUUUCUUGAGACAGAAUAAGAAAAACAAUUUUUCUUGAAAAAUAAUUUGGUACGAUCUAUCAGUAGAUUAAAUAUGUUGAAUGAUUUUUUUU
Vicia villosa (hairy vetch) is the source of this 1348-nucleotide messenger RNA. Its product is annotated as 1-aminocyclopropane-1-carboxylate oxidase homolog 1-like. NCBI's taxonomy places the organism in Eukaryota, Viridiplantae, Streptophyta, Magnoliopsida, Fabales, Fabaceae. The transcript is spliced from 3 exons. The record is from RefSeq and is a predicted model, not a curated record. Bases 90 to 1169 code for a protein of 359 amino acids.